UUAUGCGCGCCGGGAGGGACGGCCGCGCGCAAUGUUGCGCGCGGCGUAGAGGUUGAGAGAUCGGCCGUUGCGAGAAGCCUUGGCCUUGCUCGCCUUACCGGCACCAGCAGCACCAACGGUAGCAGCGCCGGCGUUGGCAGUUCCGUUGUUGGCGGCGCCUCCGGCCGCGGCGUCGGCUUCGUCAGCAGUAUUGCCAUUGCCGGCGGCAGCAUCUUCCUCAUCAGCCGCGUUUCCGUUGUCUGUGGCAGCGUCCUCCUCAUCUGCGGCGUUGCCAGCGUUGCCUGCGUUACCGGCAGCCGCGUCCUCUUCAUCAGCGGCAGCACCGUUGCCAGCAGCGGCAUCCUCCUCAUCGGCGGCAUUGCCAGCGUUGCCAGCAUUGGCGUUACCGGCGUUCGCGUUGCCAGCAGCAGCGUCUUCCUCAUCAGCUGCGUUGCCAGCGGCAGCGUCCUCAUCGUCUGCCGCAGCGUUGCCGUUGCCAGCAGCCGCAUCUUCGUCAUCAGCAGCAGCACCUCCGUUGCCAGCGGCAACAUCCUCCUCAUCCGCCGCGUUACCCGCAUUGCCAGCAUUGUUCUGGUUGUUGGCGUUGCCACCCUUGGCCUGGGCACCAUUACCACCGGCACCGGCACCAGCAGCCUGCUGGCCACCGUUACCGCCGCCACCGCGCUUGUGCUUGCUGGCUUGUGCUCCGGCCUCGAAGACGUUGAUGACGCCGUCACCGUUGAGGUCGUCAGGGUCUCCGGCCGCGACGGGGGUGCCGUUGGGGUUGUUACGGUCAAAGGUGGACUGGGGCUGCUGGAUGAGUUCGCUGCCUCCGGCGCGGCGUUGACGGCUGCGAGAGACUUCGGAGGCGGGCGCCGCGGCGACGACGCCGGCCAAGAGGGCGAUGGCUGCUGUGGAGAACUUCAUCUUGGAGUUGUGAGAGAAGAUAGAGAUAUGAGAGUAAAGUAUGAGAGAAUGUAAGAAAAAGAGAGUAAAGUACAAGUAAAAGAACGACUACUGCCCGAGUAGUGUUGAAGAAAAUGAGACUGGCUCAAGGGAUAAGGAGAAAGAGAAGAAUGUGGUGAUGGAUGAGGUGCGGUGAGGGUGAAGAGGAAGAGUAGCCGUUAUCACCAGC
Molecule: messenger RNA, 1114 nt
Organism: Colletotrichum phormii
Lineage: Eukaryota; Fungi; Ascomycota; Sordariomycetes; Glomerellales; Glomerellaceae
Exons: 1
Source: RefSeq, a predicted model, not a curated record